Molecule: messenger RNA, 1929 nt
Organism: Mustela lutreola (European mink)
Lineage: Eukaryota; Metazoa; Chordata; Mammalia; Carnivora; Mustelidae
Product: paired immunoglobulin-like type 2 receptor beta
Exons: 4
Coding region: 193-909 (238 amino acids)
Molecular function (GO): MHC class I protein binding
Source: RefSeq, a predicted model, not a curated record
GAUAAAGGAAGUGCUGGUCACUCUGGAGACGGGUGAGUUUGGGGAAGGCUCGCACCCUCCCUUAGUCUUCUGAAGGAGCCUGAUCCUCGCUCUCUGGGUGUCUCCCGACUCCCCAAGGAGGCACCUCCUAGGGCCUCCCUCUGGCCUUGACUGAGCUGCUGAUGCCUCCUCCCCGGGGAGGAGAGUGAGACAAUGGGUCUGUUCCUGCUGCUGUCUCUGCUGCUGCUGCCGUCACGUCUGCAGGCUGGUAGAUCAGCAGAGUGUGAUUCAACUAACUACGGAAUCAACCAACCAGACCGCCUCUCAGCCCCCGAGGGUGGCUCCGUCCGCAUCCCUUUCGCCUUCUAUCACGACUGGGACUUAGCCCCGGAUCCCAGAGUGAGUGUAGCCUUGAGACGGACACACUUCCAUGGGCCGGUCAUCUACAACAGUACUCAGCCUUUCAUCCAUAAGGACUACAGGAACCGGAUCUCCCUUGAAUUAUCACCGGGUCGGAGGUUGGGCUCCCUGCAGAUAUCGAACCUGCAGGAGAAGGAUGGGAAUUUGUACUUUUGCCGGAUCCAAGUGGAAACAUUAAGAUGCGGCAAGAGGGUGUGUCAGGCCCUCAACGGGACCAAACUCACCAUCACCCCCGCUCUCGAGAUGACCACCACGGCCCCCACGACCGCUGCCCCCAUGACCACUGCCCCCACCAGUGGUGUCUUGGAAGGCAACUGGAGCUCAGCACCUUCAAUGGGUGUAGGACCUAUGGUCAUAGUUACACUGGCUGACAUUGUGCUCAAAAUUGCAAUUUUGGGACUGAUACUCUACCUCAGAUGGAAGAGGAGCAAAGAAAAGGAUGAGAAGGCGGAUGGCAGAGGCUGCUGUCCUCGGGCACUCAGGCUUCUAGCUUCCUGCUCACUGUCCUAGCUACUGGCUUCUGUCCUGAAGGUUGCCUCGUGAUCCAAGAUGGCUGCUUGGAGUCCAGCCAUCAUUUCUGAAUCCAGGCAGGAAACAGGAGGAAGGAAAAAGGACAAAAAGACCAUGCUCGGCUGUUUGUCCUUUACUCAGUCUUCCUGAAAAUCGUAUCCACAACUUCCCCUUGAAUCAUAUUGGCGAGGAUGCAGUCAUAUUCCCCACAUCUGUCAGUAGGGGAGCACGCUGCCACCCCAAAUAAAACCAAGGUUCUGUAACUGAGUAGAAAGAAAUCAAUGGAAAUUGGGUAAGCAAAGAGCGUCCGCUGUUAUAGGCCUCAUCCGGAAUUAGAGAUGCGUCAGCUAAGUGUGGCCUAAGGACAGGGGAACAGAACAGGUCAAGGAGCUCGUGAGAGGGGGAAUGCAGAGGAGAGGGUCAGCAGGGAGCUUGGACAGCCGGAAAGAAAGUGGAUUAUUAAGGGACAAGAGUUCACGGGGUCAAAGCGCAGGCAUAGCCAGCAGGAUGAUAACAGGAGAAAGCUGGAAGGAAAGAAAGUUGUAGCAGAAAAAUGAUGCUGGCGUUUAAUAUUGCGGAGUUCUCAGUCCCAGGGAUUAAAAAAAAAAAAAAAAAAGUCCAGGGUAUGGUGGGAUAGAGGGUCCUGGAGUUUGGGAGAUGUAGGACUCCCGUGUGUCCAGAGGAUUGUCUCCGAGGAUGGUGGGACCACCUAGAUGGUGUUGGGCGGUGGAGGGCAUGUCUGUGAUGCAGGGGCCAAUCCUUGGGAAAUGCUGCAAAGAGACUCUGGAGGAGGAGGAGGGAAGGGGUUGGUGGGGAGACUGGCGGGGUUCAGGGGCGGAGGGUGGACAGGAACGGGCCGCAGCUCAGAACCGGUUCCCAGCCAUGAGGCUCACAAGGCAGGAGAGAAACAGCUGCCCUUCCCCGUCCACAGUCUCACCCCCUUCUCCUUCCUUCUGGCCAGGAUGAAGCCCAGGACGACAACCCCAGCCUCUAUGCCUCCCUCACCUUCCCCAGCUCCUC